Messenger RNA from Hydra vulgaris (swiftwater hydra), 1032 nucleotides. Its product is annotated as histone-lysine N-methyltransferase SETMAR-like. The record is from RefSeq and is a predicted model, not a curated record. Lineage: Eukaryota; Metazoa; Cnidaria; Hydrozoa; Anthoathecata; Hydridae. Gene Ontology annotation, molecular function: DNA topoisomerase binding; histone H3K4 methyltransferase activity; single-stranded DNA endonuclease activity. Gene Ontology annotation, cellular component: nucleus; site of double-strand break; condensed chromosome. Gene Ontology annotation, biological process: replication fork processing; DNA integration; DNA double-strand break processing.
AUGGCAUACGAAAUACAGGAAGUACAUAUUCGUCAUUGUAUGCUUUUUGAAUUUCGCAAGGGUAAUAACGCUACAGUUGCGACUAAGAACAUUAGUGAUGUUUACCCAGGUUCAUUAGAUGUUCGCAAAUGCCAAAGAUGGUUUUCCAAGUUUAGAUCUGGGAAUUUUGAUCUUUCUGACGCCCAUCGACCAGGAAGACCAAUGUCAUUAGACAACGACGUUCUAAGGGCAGAAGUUGAAGCAAAUCCAUGCCAAACCAUCGAAGAAUUGUCGAACCCCCUUAACCAACCUUGGUCGACCAUCCAAGAACAUUUACACCAGAUAGGAAAAAUCAGCAGAGCAGGUGUUUGGGUCCCCCAUAACUUGUCAGUGCAAAACAAAGCCAACAGAUCAACCACGUGCAAUGCAUUGAUUCAACGGCACCAUGCAGAACCGUUUCUUGAUCGUUUGGUCACUGGAGAUGAAAAAUGGGUCCUAUACGAUAAUCCAAAACGCAAAAGGCAUUGGCUCUCCCCAAAUGAACCAGCACGCAGUACUGCAAAGCCGGGAUUACACCCCAAGAAGGCGCUCCUGUGUGUUUGGUGGAGCAUCCGCGGAAUCGUCCACUUUGAAGUGCUUAUUCCUGGACAAACUGUUAAUGCGGACCUUUAUUGUCAACAAUUGGAUCGAGUGAACCAAGCUCUAGUUGAGAAUUACCCGGCUAUCGUCAACAGAAAAGGUGUCAUUCUUCAACAUGACAAUGCAAGGCCGCACUGUGCACGAUGGACGCUAGAAAAAAUUAAUGAAUUGGGAUGGGAGGUGCUGCCCCACCCUCCAUAUUCACCUGAUAUCGCCCCUUCAGAUUUUCAUUUGUUCCGAUCCUUACAGCACUUUCUAAGUGACAAAAAAUUUCAAACUUUGUACUGCUUAAAAAAUGGCAUCUCCAGAUAUUUUAAUGACAAACCAAUACAUUUUUUUCGAUCUGGUAUAGAAAGUUUGCCCGCUCGAUGGCAAAAGGUUGUGGAAAAUGAGGGUGAUUAUAUCAUUUAUUAA